UUCCUAAUCUGCUAAGGGCUCAGAGAAUAAAAACACCCACCGGUGGACUCUUCCUGAGAAAGCCCAGUAUAGACAUCUAUUCCUCCAGCAGACACGGAGACACGUCCAGCGAGCGGUGCUGCACAUAUUCAGGCUGGCAGUCAGCUGCAGCGCUCUCUCUCUUUCACUCUUCCUCUCUUGCUUUUUCUCUCUCAGAGUAGUAAUAUUAGGCUGAAGCUCUACAUCAGGGAGAGAAAACACAGAGGGGAGAAAACACGAAGCACUCACUGUCAGUGGUUUCAUUAAAACAACAAACAGCUAUGAAUCUUGAGCCUCCAAAAUCUGAAUUUAAGUCAGCCACUCGGGUGUCCGGAGGCCCAGCCACGCCACGCAAAGGCCCACCCAAAUUCAAACAGAGGCAAACUCGUCAAUUUAAGAGCAAACCGCCAAAGAAGGGCAUCCAGGGAUUCGGAGACGAUAUCCCUGGUAUGGAAGGUUUAGGCACUGACAUCACAGUCAUCUGCCCUUGGGAGGCCUUCAGCCACUUGGAGCUGCACGAGCUGGCUCAAUACGGCAUCAUCUAAGUCCACCAUCCUCUUCACUUUCCACUUUCCAGUCUGCCUCCACCCUGGCCAUGGGCUCCAGUCGGUCCAUUUAUAUGAUCACCUUAUCAUAUAACAUUACAAAAAAUAGAAAAACCAAAGUAAAAAAGCAAACAGAAAAACGUACCUAACUGUCCACUUCAUGGUAUCUUUCUUUUCUGCUCAUAAAUCACUGUAACUCAGACCAGCAUACAUACUAAAUCUGGUUGUGUUUGAUUUAUUGUCUCUCAGAUCAUUUAUUCCCUUCUUUUACCAUUCCUGUUUCAUCUCUUCUCUCCUUUCUUUAUCCUCCUUUCUUUUGGAACAGAACUUCAAACUUAAGCAAGCAAAACAGCCUCAAAGUGAGUAUCAUAAGCAUUUUACCCGUGAAAUGCUAGGCUUCUCAUUUCACGUGUCCGAACACCUCUGGGGACAUCUUGAAGGGGUAAUUUAUUUUAUUUUUUAUUUUUGAAAAGGUCAUAAUCCUGUAGAUAUGAGACACCAGCUGACUGGCAACGAAUCCUUUUUACACUAUGCAUUAAAAAACCGCAAAACACAUAUUUGACAACGACUGUGACUUGACUCUUCCUUCUUUAUUAUUAAUCUUUUUAUACACACUUUUGCACACAGGCUUCAAAAUGGUCAUAUUCAUUUGUUUGGUUAGAGGUUUUCUGAAAAAAAAUCAUACAAGAAAAACAAACUGCCACUUUCUUGGCUGUCUUGCAAUCCACCUAAUAUGUCUACAGCUUGGUUAUUAUCGCAGAAAUAAAAAAGCUAAAACAAGUCUGAGGUUUGGGUGAUUCGAAUAGAAGAGUGUUCACUUUUGUCUUAUUUAUCUGCAUGCUUGAUUUGUUCCUUUUUCAUCUUUCAUUCUUUUAUCACAUUAUUGUUUUUUCUCUUUGCAUAUGCCGCUGUCUUUCUGUCUCAACUGUUUUGUCACAAAUCCAUAGAUUAAUUUAAACUACAUUCAGUUCUUACUAAUCGAAUGUCAUGGCAUAUUUCAUGUGUAUAUUAAUCUGCCAUAAACCUAUUUCAUUUGUACAUUCUGUGAAGUGAAUUGCAUGUUCCUUCAUCAUGGUCUUUAUAUCUUUCGGACACUGCAUUUUGCUGUGUGUAUGUAUGCAGUCGUGUGUUAUUGCAUGUGGUCUCAUUUGAAACGUUCAGCCUAAUUUAUUUCCUUUUAUUUACAGUGGCAUGCUGCUAUUAUCGUCCACACAAACCCUCACAGUACAUUUUUGCAUAAUUUCAAACGGUUAACUCGACACCCUUACUGUCUGUAAUCAGUGACUGAAAUAACAGUGUUUCUUCUUUACAGGAUGAGAUCAAAAUAAAGAUUAAAAAAAAACGGAAAAAA
Molecule: messenger RNA, 1914 nt
Organism: Silurus meridionalis
Lineage: Eukaryota; Metazoa; Chordata; Actinopteri; Siluriformes; Siluridae
Gene: pde6gb
Product: phosphodiesterase 6G, cGMP-specific, rod, gamma, paralog b
Exons: 4
Coding region: 300-563 (87 amino acids)
Biological process (GO): positive regulation of epidermal growth factor receptor signaling pathway; visual perception; positive regulation of G protein-coupled receptor signaling pathway
Cellular component (GO): photoreceptor outer segment membrane
Molecular function (GO): 3',5'-cyclic-nucleotide phosphodiesterase activity; cGMP binding
Source: RefSeq, a predicted model, not a curated record